Messenger RNA from Sclerotinia borealis F-4128, 4605 nucleotides. Lineage: Eukaryota; Fungi; Ascomycota; Leotiomycetes; Helotiales; Sclerotiniaceae. The record is from the annotation of a GenBank genome assembly.
AUGACGGCACAAUUCGUUCUGAAGCCUGAUGUGAUAUCGAUGGCUUCAUUCAAUAUUCAAGGAGGCUCCAAUCACAACAUUGAUAUCGAUUUGGCAAACAAUAAUUAUCAAUGUAGUCGCGUCUGGGAUUCUGUGAAUGCAAGAUUUGAGGCUUGCUUCAUACCAUUCAUAGCCGGUAUUCCAGCAGUCAUUGCUGCUUUGAUAAUUUUUGGAUUACUGGUACAAUUGAUACCCAUACAUCAAUUAUUGCCAUCAUGGCUUCAACCAUUCGUGGAAGAACCAGAGGAGAAAUCUGGAGAGCUUGACAACAGGCGCCGGCCACACGUGCUCACACGCAUGACAUCGUGUUUGUUGGGUGUAUCAGUUUUUGGUACAUUUCUACAACUAUCAUCGAUCUUCUAUCCUCAUUCUCAUCUACAUCGAAAUUUCCAUUUAAUGAUGAUAUUUCCUAUAAUAUCGUGGGUAGUGGCAUGUCUCCUUAUUAUCAUCAUUCAACCAGCGAAGACACCAAAAUCUUUACUCGUGCUCUAUAUCAGUAUAUUCGUCUCACAGUACUUUGUUUUGCUUGAGAAAUAUUCGACUUUGCGUUCAAAGGACAGUCCCUUGGUGCUUUCUUGGGCGGCUUCCAUUGCAGCAAUCAUCAUCAUUCUGCAAAUGCCCAUGCGUGAUCCAUCCCUCAGUAAUGAUCAGAUCAGUCAAGUCUUCAGUCCACCAACUAAUUUGCUUCGAUCUCCUGAGGAUAAUCUUACUCUGUGGCAAUUCAUGAGCGUGUCUUGGAUGUCACCUCUCAUGUCAAUGGGAAAAACUAAACAGUUGAAUGAAGAUAAUGUAUGGAGCCUCAGCUACCAAUUUCAACACAGGGUAUUACAUGAGAAGUUUAGAGACACGAGUGGCUCGGUACUAAAAAGACUUAUCGACGUCACAGGCAUCGAUCUUGUUAUACUCACUUCUUUGGGUAUUUAUAGAUCAGUGGCAGAUAUCGCUGCCCCUUUACUUCUUCAGAAAAUACUCGCCAGUAUGGAGAACCCAUUAUCUCCAAAGCAGGCCACAUUGACCUACUCUCUUAUUGCCCUUGUCAUCCGACUUGUAUCUGCGCAAAGCGAUGUGUUUGCAACUUGGUAUGGUAGGCGUUCCUACGAAAGAUCCCGUGGAGCACUCAUUACUAUGUUAUUUGAGAAAUCAUUAUCAAGAAAAACAAUUAGUAUAAGCACGAAGCCCAGAGAGGAUGAACAUGUCAAUGGAGAAUCAAAUGGAAUUAAUGAAACAAAUGGAAUUGUUUCAGACAGUCCAACAAAACAGCCUUUACUUCCGUGGUGGAAGAAUGGAUUCAAUAUUGUUGCGAGACCAUUUAUUUCAUGCUGUGGAUCGCGAACAAAAGAAGUCAAGAAGCCAGCAGCGCCGGCCUCGAUGGGCAAGAUUCUAAACUUGAUGAGAGGAGAUGCUUAUGAAGUUGCCCAACGAUUUUGGGACUUUGCUGAUUUCAUUACUCAACCACUUGGGUUAAUCCUUUCGAUUAUUGCGGUUUGGAAACUUCUCGGAUGGCCUUGUUUUAUUGGAGUUAUCGCCGUUUUCAUAGGUCAAGCUCUUAAUGUUCUGGUGUUGAAGGCUCUGUUGUACUACGAAAGACAACGGAGAACAGCCUCUGAUACUAAACUUCACAAAAUUACACAGCUCGUUGAGUCAAUCAGACACUUGCGUUGGUACGGUUGGCAGGAUAUUUGGCUUGCCCGCAUUAUGGAAGCAAGACAGAAUGAGUUAUGGCUGCGUAUAAUCACUAGAAUUUGGGGAAUACUCAUGUCUUUCAUUUACAUGUUCUCAAGUGGAAUGUUUCCCGUAGUAGCUUUCUGGGCUUAUUGCGUUUGGGCAGGUCAGCCAUUGCGUGUUGAUGUGGCUUUUCCUGCUCUUCAAUUGUUCCAAAUGCUUCAAAUUGGACUGCAGACUGUACCAGAUCUUGUCACAACCCUGCUUAACGCCAGGAUAGCCAUGGGACGUAUCGAAGAUUUCAUGAAAGAGCCAGAUAAACCGGAUUUGGAGGCGAAUCAAUCAUUCGAAAAUCAACUUGAGAUGAAUGAUGCCUCGUUCGCUUGGCCCGGAGCUACAGAGCCUGUCUUGAAAAACAUGACAGUCUCAUUCCCUCCUGGACUAUCGCUUAUCUAUGGAGAAGUGGCCUCUGGAAAGACAGCUUUACUACAGGCUCUCCUUGGCGAGCUUGAUCAUCUUAGUGGUCAAUUCAGACCUGUGAAUGAGGUAGUUGGUUAUUGUGCCCAAACACCAUGGCUCCAAAGUAUGAGCAUUAGAGAUAACAUUUUAUUUUCUGCUCCAUAUCAAGAAAGUCGAUACAAACAAGUGUUGGAUGCCUGCGCUUUAAUCCCAGACAUGAUAAAUUUCAAGAAUGGUGAUUUAUCCUUGAUUGGUGAGAAUGGAAUUGGGCUGUCUGGUGGACAAAGGGCUCGUGUCGCGUUGGCUCGGGCAAUUUACUCUAAUGCGAAAAUAUUAUUUCUCGACGAUCCCCUUUCAGCACUUGACCACCACACAGCGGAGUCAGUUGUCAAGAAAUGUCUAACAGGUUCAUUGGCUGAGGGAAGAAUUAUUAUACUCGUGACUCAUCGCACGGAGUUGUGUCUAGGAAUGGCACAGCAGAUCAUCAGAAUGACGGAUGGAACAGCAGAAGUAUUUGAUCCUGAAUCUAUACCGUCUGAAUUACUACAAACCGUCAAUUCAUCGAAUUCUACAGCGGAAGAUCCGAAGGAAGACAAAGAUCAAACUGCUGCAGCAAUUCCGGAGAAAUUUAUGGAAGAUGAACACCGAGAACAUGGUGGUAUCAAAGCUUCAGUCUAUUGGGAAUAUAUCAAAGCCGGAAAAUUAAGCUAUUGGGCUCUAAUUUUGAUGUUCGUGACUGCUUAUCGACUGAUCGAUAUUGCUGAAACGUGGUUUCUGAAAGCUUGGGGAGAAGCAUACGAAGGACCACGAAAACCAUCUCGAGAUCCAUUGAGUCGACUCCCCUCUCCCGAAACCAACAUUCAGCCAUGGUUAAUUGGAUUUUUCCUCCUGGCUCUUGCACAAUCCGUUACUUUUGUAUUUUUUCAGGCCUCGGCACAAUUGAUGGUCUAUACGGCUGGGAAAGCUAUCUUCGAACGGGUCAUGACGAGGGUCGUCCAUGCAACAUUCCGCUUUUACGAUGUAACGCCCGCGGGACGUUUGAUGAAUCGCAUGACAUCGGAUAUUAGCGUCAUCGAUGGAAAUUUAAGCUCUCACUUUACAUCAUUUGCUUUUUUGAUGAUCAUGUGGUUUACAUCUGUUCUACUGAUUGGAUCUCUGACCCCAACUUUCUUGGCUUUUGCAAUCAUACUCGUCAUCACGAUUGUGUUGAUAUAUAUUCAAUUCCUACCCACAUCUCAAAGUUUACGCCGUCUCGAAAUGGUCUCUUUGACUCCAUUGAUAUCGAAUUUCGGCUUGCUUACCGAAGGACUCGGUACGAUACGUGCUUUUUGUGCACAACGUCGUUUUCAAGAUCGAGUUAUUGAAGUAACGGAUGUUUUUCAAAAAAUGGAUCACUUCUAUUGGUCCUUACAAGCAUGGCUCCAAUUCCGCUUCAGCAUCCUCUCCGCCAUAUCCACUUUCCUCAUGACAGCCAUCGCCGUCUACCAAAACCUCUCACCAGGUCUCACAGCCUUCGUUCUAGCCGCCGCAGCCCGCUUCGUAAGAUCGACAAGGGGUCUCUGCCAAUCAUACGGUCAACUCCAAAUGGAAUUCGUCUCGGUAGAACGCGUAGUUGAACUCCUACACCUAGACCAAGAACCCCCCGGCUCCAUUGAUCCACCAGCCUACUGGCCCCGUCUCGGCAGCGAUAUCGUUUUCGAAAACGUCACUAUCAAAUACGCGCCACACUUAGAGCCCUCCCUUAAAAACAUCUCGCUCACCAUCAAAGGUGGUUCUACCACUGCCCUCAUCGGCCGCACCGGUAGCGGUAAAUCCACACUAGCUCUCUCCCUACUCGCUACUACCCUCCCAACCACCGGCCGCAUCCUCAUCGACGGUCUCGACAUCUCUCAAAUCUCCACCCACGCCCUACGCACCCGCAUUACUUUUCUCGCCCAAGACCCCAUUCUCUUCCCCGGCACCAUGCGCAUGAACCUAGACCCCCUCUCCCAACACAGCGACGACGAAUGCACCCACGUGCUCUCCAAGAUCGCUUCUCGCCAUAACUGGACCCUCGAAACCACCAUAGAUUCCGCAGGUAAAAAUCUAAGUCAAGGACAAAGACAACUAGUAGGACUGGCAAGAGCAUUACUAAGAAGAAGCGCAAUAGUGGUGUUAGAUGAGGCGACGGCGAGUAUUGAUGGGGAGACGGCGGGCAGGAUUCAGGAAGUUUUGAGGGAGGAGUUGAGGGAGAGUACGGUGCUGGUUAUUGCGCAUAGGGUGGAGGCGGUUAGGGGGGUGGGGGCGUGGGUGCGUCUUGAGGGGGGGAGUGUGGGGGAGGUGGGGGAAGGGGUGGUGGGGGUAGGGAGGGGGAUGGAUAUAGAUAUAGAUAUAGAUAUAGAUACUGGUACUUCUACUUCUGAGGGGGGGGAAGGAAUAGAAAUUUUAGAAUAUAGUAGUAGAUAG